AUGACUGCACCAAAUCUUUCAACUCGGUUUCAAGAUGUUGGUAAUGCAUAUUUUGCAUGUUCUCAAAAUAAUAAGCUUAAACAUGAAUACAAGGACUCAAAUCGAAAAAGAAUUGAUCAUUUCAGUUGCGAUAGUAAAUUAAAUAUCAAAAUCGAUAUUCUAGCUAAAGAAGCUAAAGUGGUGUUAAAACAUAAAUUGAUCCAUGAUAAACCCAUUGAUAUUACAACACUACCAGAAAUUAAACAAGAAAUUAUAGAUAACUUAAACAUGAAUCCUAAACCUAAAUGGACUGACUAUCAAUUUGAAGAAGUCUCAAAUGAGUUCUCUUUUGUCGACCCUUCUUUUAAACCUGACUUGCAAUAUGAAAAUAAAGAAUACUAUGUUGUUUGUCCAUCCAAUCUUCAUAAAAACAUAAUUGAUCUUGUGAGAAAACAUUUUAAUAUGCACUCUAAGAUUCCAAUUAAUUCAAAUGAAACUAUACCAUUUAGUAAAACAAAUAUAAUGAUUGAAGCAUAUUGGAAAGUUCUAAAGCAUACUUAUCUUUACCAAUAUAACCAUCCACAGCUUGAUUAUCUUAUUUGGGUUAUUUGUACUCACAUAUUACUUGACCAAAUUAUUCGUCUUCAACAAAUUCUACUAGGUAGAACAGUUUUAUUAUGGUUUGAAGAAUUUAAAAAGGAAUAG
Messenger RNA from Cetraspora pellucida, 684 nucleotides. The record is from the annotation of a GenBank genome assembly. Lineage: Eukaryota; Fungi; Glomeromycota; Glomeromycetes; Diversisporales; Gigasporaceae.